CCUGGUAGGAAGAGAUCACCCAUGCUUCCAUCAGCAGAAUUAGCUCCAGGAGAGAUCCCUCCGUCGGUGAUGGCAAUUUCAAACUUGAGGUGUCCCUCUCCCCCACCCAUCUUGAACAACGGAUCAGCACGUAGCAUCAAUGUCCAGCCAUUACUUUCAGCAUCGCAACUGAGAGAGACCAUCCCCGCUGGGGGCGCAUUCCCAAAUCAUAAGGAGAACUUCCCUGGAACGAGUCCUGCUGUCUCUCCCAAUAUCAACGUUGGCCAUUUCGGCAACGACUCGGUUACCAGCCUAGACUAUGCAUUAAAUCCUCCGAAAAAGGGUCACCACCACAAGGUGCCGUCAGUGCAUGCCCAUUUUUUUGUUGACGAGGCCAUUAAGCCCGGAAAGAUCCGUUCCAGAAGUGGUUCUAACAGUGCAAUUAGUGAUAGUCUGAUCUCAGCUGCUCCUAGCAGGCUGAUUUCGGAAGUUCAGUCGGUUGCAAGUCCCAAACAGAGUGGAAAUGAAAAUCCCGUAACCAGCUCAGGUCUCAUCGAGCAGAAUGCCAACAUUGAUCCUCGGUUGCCUCAAGAUGAUGGCAAACUACAUGUGUUAUUGGGUGUAUGUGGUGCAUUGUCAACUGCCAAAAUCAAGCUUAUAAUAGGGAAACUUUUUGAGAUAUAUACUCCUGAGAAGAUAUCCAUCCAAUUGAUUUUGACCAAGUCCAGCGAGAACUUCUUGUCUCAAGAAACUUUAAGCCAUUUGGAGCAGGCCAAGAAAGUGAGAAUCUGGAGAGAUUCUGAUGAAUGGAGCACAUGGAGGACUAGGCUGGAUCCUGUCUUGCAUAUUGAAUUACGUCGUUGGGCGGAUAUUUUGAUUGUCUGUCCUCUUACUGCUAAUACAUUGUCUAAAAUCACGUUGGGAUUAUGUGAUAAUCUUCUUACUAAUGUCAUAAGAGCAUGGAACACCUCUUACCCAAUCUUGUUGGCCCCAUCUAUGGUAUCCUACUCGUAUAACGCCAUAACAACAAAGAGGCAAUUGAGAUUGAUUGCUGAUGAGAUGCCAUGGAUAGAAAUUUUGAAACCAGUGGAGAAAGUCGUGGGAAGUUAUGGUGAUAUAGGAAUGGGAGGAAUGAUGGACUAUAAUGAAAUUGUUAACAGAAUUGUCCUAAAGUUGGGAGGUUAUCCAGAGGAAGAGGACGAUGAAGAUGACAACGAAGAUGAGAAGGUUGUUGACGAGAAUGACGACGAUGACGAUGAAGACGAUGACGAUGAAGAUGAUGAGGAAGACACAGAGGAUGAU
Molecule: messenger RNA, 1281 nt
Organism: Suhomyces tanzawaensis NRRL Y-17324
Lineage: Eukaryota; Fungi; Ascomycota; Pichiomycetes; Serinales; Debaryomycetaceae
Product: phosphopantothenoylcysteine decarboxylase complex subunit
Exons: 2
Biological process (GO): coenzyme A biosynthetic process
Cellular component (GO): phosphopantothenoylcysteine decarboxylase complex
Molecular function (GO): FMN binding; phosphopantothenoylcysteine decarboxylase activity
Source: RefSeq, a predicted model, not a curated record